UGCUAAACAAGAUCGGAAGUUUGGCGCUUUCGUAGAACUUUAAAAGAGUAAAAAGUAUUUUUGUUCGCUGCAUAUGUAAAAGUGGUUGACUUUUUGAUAUAUAUUGGUCAGUUCACCACUACGGUAUUAAAUAUUUUUGAGUCAACAAUUUUAUUGAGUUUGCUUUUUCUUUUGCCAACUGAUAUUAAUUAGAACUUUAGGAAAAUAGCGUGAGUAGUUUUAGUUUUUCAGAAAUGCACUUCACAAUGGAUUAUCAUUUCUUUAUAGAGUGUGAUAUCAACACAGGAGAGGACUUUGUUGAAUUUUGGUUUUGUUAAAUAUUUACGUCUUGUUAACUUUCAGUAUAGGUAUUACACUUGUGGAGGAAACAAAAAAUCCAGGAUUAGUUUCUGGUUGAAUUUCAAAUCAUGACAGACAACGAAGCAAGUGCACAUGAUGGAAAACAGAAAAAGACUGUAUCGGUUUCUUUAAAACCACUAUAUAGUAGUGACCUAUGGCAACGAAGAAGAGACACCAAAUGUACUCCCGUAGAACCAGAUUUUCAACAAGGAGCUGAUCAGGUCUUUAAAACAGUCAGAAUUUGUGAACAUGUUGAGUUGAUGCCAAAAGACAACUCUUAUCCACCUAUACCUCCUUAUGGGGUAUCUGGAAAAUCACCUGCUUUACUUGAAACAUCUGUGGAGCAAGUUUUCGGAGGGUCUUUUCAGGAUAAAAGUACAGAUAACAUGAAGUCCAUAAUGUCAAUAGGAGGAAUGAUAUGUUCACGAUGUAAAGAAGGGUUCCAACCUCAUGAGGAAAUUGUGAACUCUCUCGGAGAAGUUUGGCAUAAAGAAUGUUUUGUAUGCUGCCAGUGUUUCAGACCCUUUCCUGAUGGUUUGUUUUUUGAAUUUGAACAGAGAAAAUACUGUGAGUAUGAUUUUCAAGUUCUCUAUGCUCCAUGUUGUGGAAGAUGCAAAGAGUUUAUUACUGGACGAGUGAUCAAAGCUUUGAAAAAUAACUGGCAUCCACAUUGUUUCCUUUGCCAAUUAUGUCAGGCUCCACUAGCUGACAAAGGGUUCUUCAAUAAUGCAGGCAGAGCAUUGUGUUUUAAUUGUAAUGCCAAAGAGAAAGCAGCUGCUAUAGGAAAGAAUAGUUGUGUCAAGUGCCAUGGUAUAAUAGAUGAACUUCCACUAAGAAUAUCUGGAGAAACUUAUCAUCCUUAUCACUUUAACUGCUCAAAAUGUAGUAUAGAGUUGACAUCGGAUGCCCGUAUGGUGAACAAGGAGCUAUUUUGUUUACGUUGCCAUGACAACAUGGGAAUACCCAUAUGUGGAGCCUGUCAUCGACCAAUAGAAGAACGAGUUGUACAUGCUUUGGGAAAACAAUGGCAUAUUGAACAUUUUGUAUGUGCCAAGUGUGAGAAACCCUUUCUAGGACACCGUCACUAUGAAAAAAGAGGAGUUGCGUAUUGUGAAACUCAUUACCAUCAACUGUUUGGAAAUCUUUGUUCUUUUUGCAAUAGUGUAAUAGUUGGAGAUUCAAUAAAAAUUUUCCAAAAAGCCUGGUGUGUUAACCACUUUUCAUGUUCAGGUUGUGACAGGAAGUUCCCUAGCAAAUCAAGAAUCUUCGAGUUUGAUUUGAAGCCUCUGUGUAAAAAGUGCUUUGAAAAAUUUCCUGCAGAAUUAAAGAAGCGUCUGAAAAAACAGUAUGAACAAAACUUGCAUGAAAAGUAAAACAAAACUGAAAGGAAUUGUACAUGCUCUUCAUAUUUGUUUUUAAUACGAGUUUAUUCAAAUUAAAGAAUAGUGUUUGUUUUCUGCUAUGUGGAUAAAUCUGAUUUUACCAAUGGUUUGUUAUUGUAUUUAUGAAACUUAUUGGUUGGCUGCAAAUUUGAUUUUAAUAAUUCAGACUUGACACCAAUAAUUUUUUAAACCGACAUUUCAAUUAUCAUCCAGUUUUUGUUGUUUAUGUUUGUGUCUUGCUAAUACUUUAGCAUGAACUAUACUGAAAAAACAUUCCUAAUAUGGAGAAUUUUCUGCUUGAGUAGUUCUAGCAAAUGAAGAAACAUUUUAAAUUUAUAUUGAACUGAUUUUUUGACAUUUGUGUAGGUGCAAUUUAUUUGCUUUAAUGGUUGAUUUAGCUGAUAGCUUUUAUAACUGCUUAAUUAGGUAUAGAAUGUUUGUGUUUUGUUUAAACAAUAUUUUUAGGUGCAUUUAAAGUUUUGCUUAUUUCCAAGUUUCAGUUUUAAAAGUUAUUUUUUAUUAAUCUUAUGGUUUCUCAGCAGUAUCACAAAGUCUUUUUAUUAUCUAUGAAAAUAUGGGAUAUUUCAUGAACAUUUUAAUUGUUUUGCAAUUAGAAUUUAUUUUUAUAACUAAGUUUUCUAAUUUUUUUAGAGCAGCAGUUUUCAAAAUUUUUACUUUACAGACUAGCUGAAUUUUUUUUGUCUCGUCAUACCACAAUUUGUUCUAUACACUAUGCUGCUGCUUUCUUUCCAUAAUUAUGCAACCUAUGGACUACAGAUUGAGAACUGCUGUUUUAGAGAAUAAAGUGAUUUUUUUUUGGGUUUACUGCUUGUAAGACUAUCUUAUUCUCCAUGUUCUACAUUCACUUUUUGGGUAAUUUUAGGGGUAUACGUAAAAAUGCUGUUUUAGUAAGUUAUUGAUUCUUAGUGAAGUGUAUGCUGUUUUAUCAAAGACCAAAUGCAUAUAUAUUUUGCUUUGUAUUUUUUUAAGUAUUACUAACAGUUUUCACUGUAUUUGUGCAUUAUGUAAGUUUUGGAAAAUUUUAUUGUCAGGGCAUUUUUCUUUACUAAUUAAUGUGAAUUUUGUGUUCCAGUUAUUUUGAGAAUUUGUAAAAAAAAGUGAUUGGAUUCUACUAUAUAAAUUUGACCUUAUGAAUAGCUUUUUUCAUAUUUUUCUUUCAUUUUUACUUGUCUUUCAUGUAGUGUUAUGCUGUUACCAGUGAGGUUUGAUUGAUAUCAUCAUUUCUUUUUCAUAGUCCUUGGUUGUGGAAGAAUAGUGUCUAAAAACAAAAAUUUUAACAGUUUUCUGUUGCUGGCAGUUGAUGAGGAAAAUGUAUAUUUAACCCUUUCAAGGAGAAACUAUGUAAAAUUUAUCAUAAUAUUGUUGAUGCUUUAAUAAAUAUAGCAAUAUGUAAUAAGUGUUUUCACUUGAUUAUAU
Messenger RNA from Limulus polyphemus (Atlantic horseshoe crab), 3158 nucleotides. RefSeq names its product LIM and senescent cell antigen-like-containing domain protein 1. The record is from RefSeq and is a predicted model, not a curated record. Gene Ontology annotation, biological process: cell-cell adhesion; positive regulation of integrin-mediated signaling pathway; positive regulation of substrate adhesion-dependent cell spreading. Lineage: Eukaryota; Metazoa; Arthropoda; Merostomata; Xiphosura; Limulidae. Gene Ontology annotation, cellular component: cell-cell junction; focal adhesion; cytoplasm. The coding region runs from base 408 to 1712 and encodes 434 amino acids. The transcript is spliced from 10 exons.